GAGUCCCGCCGUGUGGAGGGCGGCUGUCGCUCCGCUCCCCCGCUCUGUGCCGGAGAGAGAGAGAGAGAUAACGAAACUACAGAAAAUCGGGGCCGUUUUAAAAGAGAGAUCCGACUCAAACUUCUCGUCUUUUGAAGGAGGGAUGAUGACAGCGGGAGAGAGUGAAGCCGGAGUGGGGAGCGAGGAGAAGAACAUUAGCUUCAUCAUCAGCCAGCUGCGAGAGAUCACAGGGAUUCACGACAAUCGACUACUGCAGAAGGCACUCCGGGUCAGCAACAGGGACAUUAAUCAGGCAGUGAGCUUCCUCACUGACGAAAGUGCCAGAGAACCCAGUUACAAUGCAAUAGCCAAUGAGCCAGACAACGAGUCCAGCAGAGCGACAGCCAAUCAAACACGUAGAAGUGUCAUUGACCUCGCUAACAAUGAGAAAGCAGACCUUCAGAAGGCAAUUGCGCUGAGCCUGAGAGAAAGCGAGAAGCUACAGGAAGAAGCCGAAGUUGCUGGGGAGAAUCUGGAGGCUAACCAAGUAGGUGAAACAAACACCACUGAGAGUAAAGUUGGAUUAAAAAGGAAGAGGUGUGAAGUCUGGGGGGACUCCCCCAACCCACAUGAUCGGAAACGUGAGGAUAACUGGCCAGUGGGACUGAAGAAUGUUGGAAACACCUGCUGGUUCAGUGCAGUAAUACAGUCCCUGUUCCAACUGCCUAGGUUUCGACAGCUGGUUCUCAACUACACAGUGCCUAAAAAUCCACAUGAAAACUGCAGAAGCCACGCUGAGCAGCGAAACUUGGCGUUUAUGCAAGAACUGAGGUGCCUUUUUGCCUUGAUGGUCGCCUCUAUGCGGAAGUACAUUGACCCAUCAAAUGCAGUCGACCUCCUCAAGGACGCGUUUCGAUCAAGUGAAGCACAGCAGGAUGUAAGUGAAUUUACCCACAAACUCCUGGACUGGUUGGAGGAUGCAUUCCAAAUGGCAGCAAAUACAAAAAAUUCGAGUAAAAAGUCACAAAACCCAAUGGUGGAACUCUUCUAUGGAACGUUCUUGGCAGAAGGCAUUCAUGACGGCAAAAUGUUCUCUAACAUUGAAACAUUCGGACAGUAUCCUCUGCAGGUUAAUGGUUUUGACGACCUCCACCAGUGUCUGGAGGGGGCCAUGGUGGUUGGGGAGAUAGAGACACUGCAGUCGGAUCAGUCAGUCACAUCUGGUCAAGAGAACUGGUUUACAAAACUACCUCCUGUAUUAACUUUUGAACUGUCCAGAUUUGAGUUUAAUCAGUCUUUGGGUAGACCUGAAAAAAUUCACAAGAGACUGGAAUUUCCUCACAUCAUUUACCUGGACAGGUAUCUACACAAGAACAAGGAACUCACACGCAGUAGAAGGGAGGAAGUGAAGAGGCUGAAGGAACAGUCAACUGUCCUACAGCAGCGAUUGGAGAGGUAUAUGCAUUAUGGAUCUGGUCCUGAACGUUACCCUUUAACUGAUAUGUUACAAUAUGUCUGGGAGUUUACCAAGACCAAACCAUCAUCUGUGUCCCCCACACAGGAUGUUGUAGGCACACCACCACCAAGGUCUCAGCCUAAUACUAAUUCAGCAUCGGCAAUGCAAAUCAGCUCCUCAGAAUUGCCAAUUGCCAAGAUACCUGAGACUCCAAGUCCGCUGAACACCCCCCAAGCACAGCAUGCGGCUGUGCACAAGCCCUUCACCCAAAGCAGGCCCCCCAUGGAAAUGCCAGCUCAUCCAGCACCUCGACACAUCACAGCUGAGGAGCUCAUGUUUUUUGAGAGCUGCCUUCAGCGCUGGAGGGCAGAGGUUGAACAGGACAUUGCAGAUCUAAAGGACAGCAUCACGCAGAUCACGCAGUCGAUUGAUCAGAUGUACAUGGACAGCUCAAUGUGUCAGGUUCCUUAUCGGCUUCAUGCAGUGCUUGUACAUGAAGGUCAGGCUUCAGCUGGCCAUUAUUGGGCCUACACCUUUGACCACAGCCAGAACAUGUGGCUCAAGUACAAUGAUGUCUCUGUCGCAGAAUCAUCAUGGGAGGAACUGCAGCGCGAUUCAUAUGGAGGGUCACGCAAUGCCAGCGCGUACUGUCUAAUGUACAUCAAUGAUAACAUACCACAGCUCAUUGCAGAAGGGACUGAUGCUGAAACUGGACAGAUUUUGGAAGCCAUCCACACCCUUCCCCCUGAACUCAGGCAGUACGUUUGUGAAGACAAUCAGCACUUUAUGCAGGAACUUGAGGAGUGGAAUGAGGAGCAGGUCCGAAAGAUUCCACAAAAGGAGCUUGUUCCCACAGCAGAAGUACAGGAGCCUGCGGUCACACUUACAAAAGAACAGACUGUGGCAUGUCAACAGAAUACAUGCUCUGCUUCAGCCAAGCAUGCCAUUUUGGUGAAGGAGCAGACUGCCCAGGCAAUUGAGAAAGCUGCUACCUCCUAUGAGAAUGCCGGAGCAGAAGCUGCUUUGAAGGAGCCAAGUACAGAGCAGGAAACCAAAGAAACAGGAGAGAAGACAGAACUGGAGCCUGAGUCCAAGCCUGACCCCGAGCCCAAGGCUGAGGCUGAGGUGGAGACCGAGGCUGAGGCUGAACCUGAACUUGAGCCCGAACCAAAACAAGAGCCAACCAGAGAACAAGAACAGCCUGAAAGCACUGGUACCCAGAUCUCCGAGGUGGAGAUCCCUAAUGUUGGAAAGGUUAUGGUUCGACAUGAUGCCGAUGGCUACAAUGAAGAGGAAAUGUUAAGUCCGGCUAUGCAAGGCAUCAUUCUGGCUAUUGUCAAGUCCAGAGAAGUCUAUGAUCGGGAUGGUGCUGAGGCAGGGCUAAUAAAGGCAUUCCAUGAAGAGUACUCACGGCUGUUUGACUUGGCCAAGGACAAGCCAACACCUCAGAAUGAUCCUCGGCUCCAGCACGUUCUCGUUUACUUCUUUCAGAACAAAGCUUCCAAACGGGUGAUCGAGCGGACACUUCUGGAACAGUUUGCAGAUAAAAACCUCAGCUACGAUGAAAGGUCUAUAAGUAUAAUGAAGGUGGCACAAUCAAAGCUGAAGCUCAUUGGACCCUCAGAUAUGGACAUGCAGGAAUACAAGGAAUGGCAUGAGGACUACAGUUUGUUCCGGAAGGUUUCUGUCUAUCUCCUUACUGGACUGGAGUGCUAUCAAAAUGGCAAAUGCCGUGAAUCUUUGACUUAUUUGGUCCACGCAUACCACAGCAACUUGAAGCUACUGAAGAAUGGAAAGAACAGAGGAAUUGAUGAGACACUAAUUGCAUAUUACAGAAGAAAAUGCCUUCUGGAGCUGAAUGCCUGUGCAGCCGACCUAUUUGAAAGUGGCGAUGAAAAUAGUGUAGCAGAAGGGUUGAGCAUAAUGAAUGAGCUGGUCAUUCCUUGCAUGCACCUGAUUGUCACCAAUGAGCUCUCCAAAGAAGACCUGGCUGCGGUGGAGAUGAUGAGAAACCACUGGUGUUCCUACCUCGGUGAAGACAUGGAUUCCCGACUGCAGGAGAAACUCACCGAAUUCCUCCCAAGGCUUUUGGACUGUUCUGCUGAGGUUCGAAUCCUAAGAGAACCGCCGAAGAUUCGUCCAAAUUCGCCCCAUGACCUGUGUAACAGGUUUGCUGCAGUCAUGGAGUCAAUUCACAGCACGUCGCCUGUUACAGUCAAAUAGCUACUCCACCAGAUAAGAACGCCAGACUGGAAUUUUAAACACUGGACCCAUUGAAUUGUGUAGUCUUUAUGUACCAAAGCCCUUCUCAAGCACUGAUCCUGCAGUAAAUUGUCAAUCACUGUUAUCUGUUACAUCAGGACAGGGGGUGGGAGGGUGAGACUAGUAAUGGUUCGAUGAAAUAUAGCGUGCCUUCAUUUUCAUGUGACUUCUUCUUUUGUAUUUGUUGUGCAAUAAAUGUGUCUUCUGUUUUAUUUCCCA
Chiloscyllium plagiosum (whitespotted bambooshark) is the source of this 3916-nucleotide messenger RNA. It is a transcript of the gene usp28, whose product is annotated as ubiquitin specific peptidase 28. Gene Ontology annotation, cellular component: cytosol; nucleus. Lineage: Eukaryota; Metazoa; Chordata; Chondrichthyes; Orectolobiformes; Hemiscylliidae. Gene Ontology annotation, molecular function: cysteine-type deubiquitinase activity; protein binding. The record is from RefSeq and is a predicted model, not a curated record. Gene Ontology annotation, biological process: protein deubiquitination; DNA damage checkpoint signaling.